Messenger RNA from Emericellopsis atlantica, 618 nucleotides. RefSeq lists its product as uncharacterized. The transcript has a single exon. Lineage: Eukaryota; Fungi; Ascomycota; Sordariomycetes; Hypocreales; Bionectriaceae. Bases 84 to 437 code for a protein of 117 amino acids. The record is from RefSeq and is a predicted model, not a curated record.
ACGACAUUUCCGGGGAUGAUGGCACAAUGGUAGUUUGAACUUUGAGCCGCAAUUCACUUUAUACGUCAUCCCCGCAUUCCGACAUGGUGUUUCAAAUCAGUUCCAUCAUUCCAAUAUGUCCGGCUAUGUUGCCAACAGCUUGUGCCGUUGACGUCGCGAUGCGAACCACGAACUUGACCUCGACCGACCCCGACCCAACGACCGAGAAUCCCGAGGAGGGGUUGUCUGUCUCAUUCUCCGCCAAUGCACCAAUGCGGGCUUCCUUGCACAAAGGUGCAGCAGCGCCAUGCAAAACUCUCCCACCAAGAAGUUCCCCCGGGGCCCGACGUCGCUCCUUGCCAGAAGCUCAUUCUUCCGCCCCUCAUCAGCCAGCUCCCGCGGGACCCCGACUCGUGAAUUGUAGUCACACGAUAACCUGCCACAAUCAACCAGUCUAGUGUCUACUCGACGGUCUAGGCCUCUCGGCCUAUCAGCCAUUCAAGCCCCGUCCCAGCGAGCGUCCAUCACUCGCUACAAACAAUCGAGCGGAAACAUGUCGGCCUUGAUGUGUUGAACGUCAACCAUCCCAGCGGCAUUGGCACGAAUCUGCAUCGCAUCCCUGUCAGAUGAAGAGAAAAG